Messenger RNA from Fragaria vesca subsp. vesca, 2631 nucleotides. RefSeq names its product ubiquitin carboxyl-terminal hydrolase 8-like. Bases 1 to 2265 code for a protein of 754 amino acids. Gene Ontology annotation, molecular function: cysteine-type deubiquitinase activity. Lineage: Eukaryota; Viridiplantae; Streptophyta; Magnoliopsida; Rosales; Rosaceae. The record is from RefSeq and is a predicted model, not a curated record. The transcript is spliced from 11 exons. Gene Ontology annotation, biological process: protein deubiquitination.
AUGGAUGAUGGCAGCUCCUUUGGUGACGAAGAGUUUUUAAAGGAUGUCAUUUCUUUACAAAUUAGGCUCAUUGUUUCCUGGGAAACAAAUUCAUUGGUUGUAAAGAUCAGCCAAAAGGAUAAUGCGGUUGCUUCUUUUAAGAGAGCCUACAUUUUGUUUAGUUCAGACCCUGAGCCACUGCAUAUUUGGGACUUCUCAGGGCAGACAACCCAGUUUUUCAUGAAUGGCAGAAUUAGUUUGCCAAAUGACAUUCCUGGACAACUGAACAGAGAGGUUCUCCUUGAACUGUAUCUUCAUGGAUUCUCAGAGGUCAGAGGUUGGAGGAGUGAUGAAAUGGCUGAAAACCACUUCAGUAUUGAUGGUUGUAUUAGUGGCGGCUCUAAUAAAAUGAACGGAAGCAGUGACUACAUCAAUCCCUACUUAAACUCAAGCAACUCCUGGCGAAGUGGUGUUAUGUAUAGAGGAGCUGGCUUUUUAGGCUUAACUGGAAUAAAGAAUCUUGGGAAUACUUGUUUUAUGAACAGUGCAAUCCAAUGCUUGGUGCACACUCCAAAGCUUGUUGACUAUUUCCUAGGAGAUUACCGGAAGGACAUGAACUACCAGAACCCUCUGGGAAUGAAAGGAGAGCUGGCUUUUGCAUUUGGAGAAUUAUUGAGGAUAUUAUGGGCUCCCAGUGCAAGGACAGUGGCUCCAAGAAUGUUCAAGCAAAAACUUGCCAGUUUUGCUCCUCAAUUCAGUGGCUAUAAUCAACAUGAUUCCCAGGAACUCCUUGCUUUUUUGCUGGAUGGUCUCCAUGAAGAUCUAAAUCGUGUGAAAUGCAAGCCAUAUUUUGAAGCUAAAGAUGCAGAGGGUCGUCCAGAUGAAGAAGUGGCAGAAGAAUAUUGGCAGAAUCACCUUGCUCGCAAUGAUUCCAUUAUUGUUAAUGCUUUCCAGGGUCAAUACCGGUCGAAAUUGGUUUGCCCUGAUUGCAACAAGGUGUCCAUCACAUUUGACCCUUUUAUGUAUCUAUCACUGCCAUUACCUUCCACAACAACGCGAACCAUGACUUUGACGGUUUUAAGCACAGUUGGUGCUGCAUUGCCAACUACAUUUACCGUAACAGUGCCAAAGAGUGGGAAGCUUGUGGAUCUUACUGACGCCUUGAGUAUUGCCUGUUCUCUAAGAGAUGAUGAAACCCUGUUGGUGGCUGAGAUAUUCCGAGGUCGCAUAUUUCAUUUACUGGAGGAUCCAGCUGAUUCAUUAGCCUGUGUCAGAGAUGCUGACAAACUGGUUGCUUAUCGCUUACCAAAAGAUUUUGAGCGAUCCCACUUAGUUGUGUUUCUUCAUCAGGAGAAGGAAAAGUUAUACUUGAAUCAGGACCCAAUUGGUAUUCCGUUUUUAGCAAUGGUGUCUGAUCCUUGUUAUGGAUCUGAUAUUCGCAACAAAUUCCUAAAUAAUCUAAUUCCAUUCUUGAAGCCUGAUGGAGAUAUAUCAGACAUUUUUGAUGAUGAUUCUGGAAACUGUGCUAACGAAGACUAUAACAAGGAGGAUGACAGUAGUCCUACACUUUGGGAUAAUGAUUCUGACACAGACAGGGGAACAGUGGGUGAAGCACAUGUGGAUGGUGAUUUCAAAUUUUACAUGGCAGAUACAAGAAAGGAAAUAGAGAUGAAUCAGCUGAUAGUGGUCUCAGCGUUGCCUGUGAUACCAAGGCCUAACAUACCGGAGGUGAUUGUUAUAUGGUCGGAUGAGAUGAUUAACAAGUAUGAUACACACCUUAUAACCUCUUUGCCCGAGGUUUUUAACAUUUUCAUGAUGAGUGAAGAAUCUGUGUCUCUUUACAAAUGCCUUGAAGCCUUUCUGAAGGAAGAACCUCUAGGACCUGAAGACAUGUGGUUCUGCCCUAGCUGCAAGACGCCUCGGCAAGCGAGCAAAAAGUUAGAUCUUUGGAGAUUGCCUGAGAUAUUGGUUAUUCAUCUAAAAAGAUUCUCAUACGACCAUUAUUUUAAGAACAAGCUAGAGACUCUGGUUGAUUUUCCCCUUUAUGAUCUGGAUAUCUCAGCCUACAUUACCCAAUGCAGAGACCAGUUAUCCAGUCGAUACAUGUUGUACGCAAUCAGUAAUCAUUAUGGUGGCUUGGGUGGUGGUCACUAUACUGCAUUUGUUCAGCUAGGUAAGGGUUCAUGGUAUGAGUUUGAUGAUGACAGAGUUUCUGCUGUUCAUGAGGAGAGGAUUAAGACUUCGGCGGCGUAUGUUCUUUUCUACCAAAGAGUACCAGAUGUAUAGACCUAUCACAAUUGUAUAGUUCAGUAAUGAUUGGAAAGCAGUUAGAGAGAGGAACAACACCCUGCUUAGAUGAGAGAUGUAGAGAAGGAAAACAAAUGGUUCAUGUUGUAUAGCGUGAUUAGCGUCUGGUGUCAGUGCAAGAGCCAUAAUAGCAUUUUUUUAGAAAGGAAGGGUCAUACUAGCAGUACUAGAGGCGGCGGCAUAGAAGCAUCAUUUUGGGAAGGGGAAGAUAUUAUCACUUCUUUGGUUUUUGUUUUAGAUGUAUAUAUUAGAGGCGGCAUACAGGCAAACGUUGAAAUUACAUGAACUGCAGUAGGCAUGUCUUCCCCCUUUUUAUUAGUAUUUUGUUAUGGUGCUUAUUUGUCU